AUGGUGCUCAAGCUAUCCUUCGCAUGCUGGGAUUACGACCGGAUGAAAGCCAUUGAAGAUGGAAGAGUCCAAGCAGAGGGAAUUGAGCUCACCUUUCUCAACUAUCGGGUCGAGGAGACCUUCUUCCGCCAACUUCGAUUCCAGGAAUUCGACCUUUCUGAACUUUCCUUGUCCUCUUAUGUUCUUACCCUGAACCAAGAGAAUCCACCAUUUAUUGCCCUACCAGUCUUCCCAUCACGCUUCUUCCGGCAUCAAUCGAUGUACAUCAACUCCAAAGCCGGCAUCAAGAGCCCGGAGGAUCUGCGUGGAAAACGCAUUGGGACCCCCGAGUACCAAAUGACAGCAGCAGUCUGGCAACGUGGAAUCCUGGCUGAAGACUUUGGUGUCCCUCUCUCCAGCGUGCACUUCUACACUGGGGCUAUUGAGCCUUCGGACAAGCCCCGGCAUUCCAAGGUUUCUCACACCUACCCGGCUGACAUCAAAGUCACGGCAAUCCAACCUGGGCAGAAUCUGUCACAGAUGCUGGCUGACGGGGAGCUCGAUGCCAUCUUCAGCGCCACCAAGCCCUCCUCGUUCGACACGUCGCCGGACACGGUGACGCGGCUGUUCGACGACUUCAAAGCCGUUGAAGCCGAAUACUAUGCACGAACCAAGAUAUUCCCGAUCAUGCACGUCGUGGCCCUGAAACGGAGCGUGUACGAGGCUAAUCCGUGGAUCGCAAAGAGCCUGACCAAGGCCUUUGCCAAAAGCCUCGAGAUGGCGUACGAACCCCUGAAGGAGCGGGCGGCAUUGCGGUAUAUUCUGCCGUGGCUGGAGGACCAUGUGGAGGAGACGAAGAAGCUGAUGGGUGGCGAUGAUCGCUGGUGGAAAGACGGCUUCGAGGCGAACAAGCAUGUCUUGGACAAGUUCUUGCAGUAUUCCUUUGACCAGGGCUUGGCCCAGAAGAGGUUCAAGCCCGAGGACCUUUUUGCCCCGAGCACGCUCGAGGACUACGUACUGUGA
Molecule: messenger RNA, 1002 nt
Organism: Fonsecaea erecta
Lineage: Eukaryota; Fungi; Ascomycota; Eurotiomycetes; Chaetothyriales; Herpotrichiellaceae
Exons: 3
Coding region: 1-1002 (333 amino acids)
Source: RefSeq, a predicted model, not a curated record